AUUAGUCGUGGCAUUAAUUUUAGCUGCGGAGAUUAUCAUAGAUUAUAAAGCUGAUGAGUUAUGGGAAGAUGGUCGAUUAAUAGCGACAACAAAAGUAAACAAAUCAAUAUUGAUGAAUUGUGGGACAAUGGAGGAUGGACGAUUGUUUAUUUUGGAGGAGAAACCGUUUCUAUUUGUGGGAAACUCUCUUGACUUGAUAAAGUGA
This is a messenger RNA of Loa loa (African eye worm), 205 nucleotides long. RefSeq lists its product as hypothetical. The annotation marks the transcript as partial. The record is from RefSeq and is a predicted model, not a curated record. Lineage: Eukaryota; Metazoa; Nematoda; Chromadorea; Rhabditida; Onchocercidae. The transcript is spliced from 2 exons.